Molecule: messenger RNA, 498 nt
Organism: Drosophila persimilis
Lineage: Eukaryota; Metazoa; Arthropoda; Insecta; Diptera; Drosophilidae
Exons: 1
Coding region: 7-384 (125 amino acids)
Source: RefSeq, a predicted model, not a curated record
UCCAAAAUGAGAACUACAUCGAUACUCCGUCAAGCCACAUUCGGGCUGCUGCUCUGCCACGUCUGCCAGGAAGCUGCCGCCGCCAACGCUGUGGUCCGAUUCAUCGAAGAAAUACCCCGCAACGUUCUGAUAAUUAUCGGAGCUAUCGUAUUGUCCACCGUCUGGCUGGGCUGCACCUACUUCAUAACCAGCAGGCACCAGAAGGCACUGCAGUACUUGCAGCGGCAGCUCGACGAGCUCUGGCUGGUGCAGGCGAAGCCAUCGGUCUGGCCACACACCCCUUUCAUCCCGAAUCCCAGGGACAAGGACGACAAUCCGCCGGAGUAUAUUCCCCCAAAGAACCCACAGGAGAAUGCUGAGGGGAAGCUGGAUAGCUCUCUAUAAAUAGAUCUGAGUAUAUCCUCUUUUCAUCAAGUUUCACCCGAAUACAGAAUGCAGUACAAUAUUCUUAAGGCCAAAUCUUUUAUGUUAACAAAUUUUCAAUACAUCGACAUUAAA